This is a messenger RNA of Haliaeetus leucocephalus (bald eagle), 3497 nucleotides long. It is a transcript of the gene RUSC1, whose product is annotated as RUN and SH3 domain containing 1. Lineage: Eukaryota; Metazoa; Chordata; Aves; Accipitriformes; Accipitridae. Gene Ontology annotation, molecular function: protein binding. The transcript has 10 exons. Gene Ontology annotation, cellular component: cytoplasmic vesicle. The record is from RefSeq and is a predicted model, not a curated record. Bases 1 to 3348 code for a protein of 1115 amino acids.
AUGCUGGCUCCGAAGAAAGGCCUACUGUGUAACCUCAACCACAUCCAUCUGCAGCACAUCUCCCUGGGGCUGCACCUCUCCCGGCACCCAGAGCUGCAAGAGAACUCUGGCUCCAUGGGUGGAGGAGACCAGACUGGCUGCAGCGACUCUCCGGAGAACUAUGACCAAGUGGAUGCCAAUUCUAACAAUCCCUCCUUGAAGUGCCAGUGUUGUGAGUGUCACACUCAGCAGCCGGUGACGUUGGGUCUCCAGAACCAGGCAGCUCAAGAGGAUUUCCCCUGCCUGCAUGCUGGAGAGGAGGAGGUGGCUUCCCCUUGUGAUGCCCCUUGUGAUCUGGCUUCCUCCUCCUCCUCUGUCAGCAGCUGCUCGGAUUUCAGCUUGGAUGACUCCCCAGUCUCCGUGUACUGCAAGGCGUUCUCCAGAGAAGAGUCCCAAUCCCCUGAAAAUCGGCCCACCAUCAGUCCUAUAGAAGAUGCCCAGGAUGGCAAGUCACUAGCUGACCAGGGUAGGACAGGUGAUGGAAGAGAUGCCAACCUCAACCCCCUGGUGCUCCAGGGACCAGACACCCUGGCUGGAGAGAGCCCGGACAGCCUCUGCAGCAGCAGCUUGCUUGACUCCCAGUGUGAUGAGACCUCUCCCAGCAUGGCAGCACAGGAGACCACCAGCAUCUGCACCGACCUAGACCCUAACUGCAACCCCCUCCCUGACCCCGAUGCUGUGCCUCCAGCUCCGCCAGCACCAGGACGGUGGGAUCCCAGCCCGAGCAGAGCUCCUGAGCUGCAGCCCCGGGCUGGCAGCCUCCCCCCACCUGUGCCCCCCCGGCCCCGGAGAUGGCUGCAGGUUCUCAGUGGGCACAGAGCACAGCAGCCGCUCUUGCCUGCACGGCCAGCAGAGCCGGAGCCUGCCUCAGGUGACCUCUGCAGAGACACGGGCAAGAAGACCAUCACCUCCUUUCACGAGCUUGCCCAGAAGAGGAAGAGGAACGCCGCUGGGCCCACUCUUGCCCAGGCCAGGGCUGACCGGAGCGACUGGCUGAUUGUAUUCUCACCUGACACGGAGCUGCCACCCCCCACCAGACCUGCCAGCUCCAGGCAGAGAGAGGUGACAACGUUCAAGGAGCUGCGGUACCGCAGUGCCUCCAACAAGCCCAAGAGCCAGCCACCUGGCGAGUGGGCAGAGCCAGUGCCAUCUCAGCACCCCUCUGCACCCCUUGAGACGGCCGUAGGCAGUGAGGGCUUAGGCUGGGUGCCACCCGUGCCUCUGGGUGGACAGUUGCUGGCAUCUAUGGACAGCCACCAGCUGAAGAGGAGGAGAUCCCGACCAGGACUGCAGCCCAUCGCGGAGGGGCAGCCGGGGGAUGCAGAGGAAGGGGGGCUGCCACCACAAAGCUGUCUUCCGGGAGAGAAGGGGCUGGGCUCUGGCUGCGAUAAAGAUGCCCUGGUUCGGAGGCUUGGGAGUCCUGGUGGGGACCCCUGGGUGCCAGGGAUGGUCGAGAGAGGAGAAGAGACCGGCGGGGAGGCCAGCCCCUCGCCGUCCGCCGCUGGAACCGCCCCGGGAGCAGCCCGGCCUGGCGGGGGGAGCACGGAGGGAGCCCGCCGCCCCCGGGGAGAGCAGAAGAAAGCCCUGCUGAUUGCCGUCAGCACCGCCGUGGAUAAGAUUAUUGCCCACUUCAGCACCGCGCGGAACCUCGUGCAGAAGGCCCAGCUGGGAGACAGCCGGCUCAGCCCAGAUGUGGGUUAUCUGCUGCUGCACACCCUCUGCCCUGCUCUCUAUGCCUUGGUGGAGGAUGGGCUGAAGCCAUUCCAGAAGGAUGUUAUCACAGGCCAAAGGAAAAAUUCCCCCUGGAGGGUGGUGGAAGCCUCUGUGAAGACAGGCCCCAACACCCGCUCUCUCCGCUCCCUGUGCUGGCACGUGGCUGGGUUGGCCCCUCUCAACAGCACCAGACAGAAGUUUCAUGCCUUUAUCCUCGGCCUUUUGAACAUUAAGCAGCUGGAGCUAUGGAUCUCUCACCUGCAGAAGAGCCCAGGUGUAAUCUCCGUGCUGUAUUCACCCACGGCCUUCUUUGCCCUGAGCCAAGGCCCUCUUCCCCACCUCGCUGAUGAACUGCUGCUGCUCAUCCAGCCCCUCUCGGUGCUGACUUUCCACAUUGACCUGCUCUUUGAACACCACCACCUCUCCGUGGAUGUAAGACCCUUGUCCCGUCAGCUAGAGUCACCUCUGUCUCCUGCCCAUCACUCUGCUCAGGCUCGGGGGGCUGUGCAGCCCUCUCUGGAGGGCCAAAGCAAUGCUGCAGGGGCAAGCCUGGAAGACGAGAUCCCCCCUGAUACUCUGGGGAGGGCAGCUGGUGCAGAGGGCAACACAAGGUCCCAGUCCCAAGCAGCUGUGCGUGGGCUGGUCCCUGGCCCCCAGGUGGGGGCUGCCCUGCAGCAGACCUUCCAGCAUGUGCUGUGGUGGGGCGACCAGCUCAGUCGCACUUUCCUGGGAGUUGACAGCUGCCCGGAGACCUGCAGGCCCGAGGCAGGCCCUCAGGACACUGGGGCUGGCCUCAGUGGCUGGUGGGGCCAGCUGAGCCAGGCCUCCAGGAUUUAUGCUGCUCCUAGCAAGGAAAAGUUCCCUUUUGUCUGGUGGACAAAGCUGCAGACGGCUGUGGGGGAUUCCAGCCCUGGCCAGGUUGUGCGAUCCCAAACAUCCGUGAAUGACCCUAAAGGCACGGAGCUGCAGCUCCUUCAGACCAAAGCUGUCCCUGAACUCUCCAGUCCAAAGCCCAGCAGCAGUGCUGACACCUCUGGGACCUCUUCCCCUGAAGACCUCAUCCCGCCUGCUGGAGCUGGAGCACCCACCAAGCCAGAUGAUCCUGGUGCUGAGGAGAAACUCCUGGUUGUUUGCCCAGAGCCUCAUGCAAAUAGGAACCAGGCAGCACCUUCUGACCCAGAGGCGGGUGGUCAUCCUGGUCCUGACAAGGGCAGCUGGCUGGGCUGGCUCUUUGGAGCCACUAGCCCCUCUGCCAGGAGCUUCCCUCCCAGUCCUGACACCAACUCAGCUAGGUCCAGGAGACCUUCUAGCUGGCUGUCCCCCAGCGCAUGUGUCCUGGCUGUGGUGGUGAAGGGGCUGGCAUCUGAGAAGACCCGUGCCCAAGAACAGCCAGAGAGGAACACAUCCGACUCACCCCAGACUCACAGGGCAGUUCGGGCGCUGUGUGACCACACGGGCACAGCCGAUGGUCACCUGAGCUUCCAAAAAGGAGACAUCCUGCAGCUGCUUUCCACCGUGGAUGAAGACUGGAUCUGCUGCUGCCAUGGAAACAGCACUGGCCUAGUUCCUGUUGGUUACACAUCCCUAAUUUUGUGAGGAGACCUGAGGAAGCAGGUGCCAUCUCCUGGAAGGACUGUCUCCUACCGUGUCUUCACCACCUUCAGGGCUGGCAGUUCUGCAGGGGACCCUGCGCUGGUGCCCGUCACUGCUGCUUGUUCGCAUGUUACUGUCUGCCGUGGGUGCAU